UGCUGCCGUUCCUCGGUGCUGGCUGUCGCGCGGGCGGGAGCAAACAUGAGGUCAGAAGAGCCAGUCCCGUUACAUGAAGAAUUUAUUUACUGUUGUGGAGCUGCUACCCAUGUCUUAAAGUGUGGGCCCUGGAAGGACCUCUCAAAAGAUGAAAGUAAAAAUCUACCCAGGCUUUUAUUCAUGAUUAUUCCUGGUAACCCUGGAUUGGCAGGUUACUACAGGACCUUUAUACAGGCCUUAUAUUGUGGACUGAAUCAGCAGUAUCCAGUUUGGGUUGUGAGCCAUGCCGGGCACUGUAAGCCUCCCAGUGGUAUGGAGAUGAUAGAAGACACAGAUAUUAAGGAGCUAGAGGAUGUUUUUGGACUUAACGGACAAGUAGAGCAUAAGCUGAACUUCCUCAAAAAGAAUGUGUCAAAAAAUAUAAAGCUGGUACUGAUUGCUCAUUCUAUUGGUUGCUACAUCACACUGGAAAUGAUGAAGCGAGCAUCAGAACUUCAGGUUCUGCGCUCGGUGCUGCUCUUCCCAACCAUCGAGCGGAUGGCUCAGUCACCCCAAGGAAAGCUCAUGACGCCCUUGCUCUGCAAGCUCCGCUACGUUCUCUACAUGCCCGUCUACCUGCUGUCCUUCCUGCCGGAGGGAGUCAAGGCUUCCCUGGUGCGCUUUGCCCUGCGAGGAAUGAAAUCCUGUGAUGAGUCCUCCAUAACCACCUCAGUAAAUCUCUUCAGUGUGGAUUGCAUUGCAAAUAUCUUGUAUAUGGCAAGCCAAGAAAUGAUGAAGGUUGUGGAGAGAGACAGUACAACUAUAAAGCAAAAUUUAAAGAAGCUGAUUUUUUACUAUGGCAUUGGAGACAGCUGGUGUCCACAGCACUACUACGAUGAGAUCAAAAUGGAUUUUCCAGAUGGGGACAUUCGACUUUGUGAGAAAGGGCUCCGCCAUGCCUUUGUGCUAGAUGCCAGCAAGGAGAUGGCUUCCAUGAUUGCAGACUGGCUGCAGGAUGAUUUGACCAAAUUAUAAACAGUGAUUCAGUGAUUAACUGAAUGAUGUAAUUAUUUUGUGAAUGUGUAAUUUUUUGUGAGAGAGUCUGUCCUACUUUUCUCUGUUGAUUAUAGAUUGUGGCUUGUUUUCUACCAAGAUGUUUUAGAGAAAGUUAAAGAGAGACUGGCUGGUCCAAAGUAUAGUUUUAUCAAUUUAAUGGUUAUGUACCUGCAUGCUGUGUCUUCAGGACUCUGCAGGACUUGGCAAAGUACGGAACUUGACAAAGACUUGGUAAAGUAUGGAACAUUUUCUUCUAGCACUCUAGACCACACUGAUACUAGAUUCACUGGCCACAGGUGCACCUGAGCUUAGUACCACAUCACUUACAUGCUGAAGGGAUCAUUUUGGUGCAGCCGAACUGGUCUGCCUUAGAGAGAAAUAUCAGGCUACUCCAUCUGGUAUGGUUAAAAUCCCACUGUGGCAAUGGUCUUUUGUGAAAGGCCUGACCUUCUCCUCCUGUCUCAUAUGUCCAGGUUGCCCUGUCACAUGAGUAAUGACAGCCAAAAGGCCAAGGCCCCAGGACAACUCUGGUGCUGUCAGCGACAGGUCAGAUGGGUUUUGAAGGUCAGGUUGAGUUCAGGCUUUUUACAACAGAAAUGUGAACAUGAAGUAUGCAGUUUCUCUAAGUCUCAAGAGUUCAGGGCACUGCCCGGACUCCACCAUGUAGCAAGAACAGAGUAAGGCAAGUGUGGCUAUUCACCUAUUGAAUGUGUUUGGAGCACAUCUCUGGAACAUGAUCAAGUGUUUCAUUUUCAGAUUUAUUGUGGAGAAGUUAAAGACCCCCGGUCAAAAGUGCCAAUAUUAAAAGGUUAAAAAAUGAUAGGAGAAUCCAUAUUUAACUACCUAUAAGUGCCCUAGCACUAAGCUCAGAUUCUCUUAAUGAAGCCCAGGGGAACACUGUUUGCUCAGCAGCUUUGAAAAACUAAUCCAGUUUUGAUACUUGCCUAAAUUUCAGUUUCUUGUUGUAAGGACUGAAGUACAAACUUUUCUGCCAAGCCCCAAAUUAGAUAACUCUGUUAUAAGAAAAUGGCUAUUACUUCUUCCAUGGUUGCACCCAUAAAAUCGCAUGAAAUGGUAGUAUUUAGAACCUUGCUGUUGCACAUUGCUAACAAGUAUGCUGCUUCUCACAGUUGUUCAUCCCUCUCCGUUUUAGAUAAAAAAGACAGCAGAAAGAAACAUCCUACCACUUGUGAUAACACAAGAACUUACAGCCUAAAGCUAGAAAUGAAUAUAAUGCAAGUAAGGGGAACAGAGCCAAGUGUAAUCAGGAAAAGCUUUCUAGCCAUGAACCUGUGAAACAGUCUCCCAGUGGAGACAUUUAUAAAUAAACAAAACGCUACAUAAUAUAAUCAGGGGCAUCUCUGUCCUAGCAAGCAGAUUAAUUUAGCUGAUGCAUUAGGCAGCUGACUUAAAUAAUUUAAUAAGUUGAGGUACUACUGAGAAUGAUAUUGGAGAAAGUUCUCUGUGAGGCAGAAAGACUCACAGAAUAAGUAACCAUUUCCUCACUUUUCUUAUAUGGUUAUAUAGCACUUUUCACUCCUCUCUAAAUCCCCCUUUAAUCAUUCCUUGAUAUGUAGAGCAAUUUGUAAUAGAAUUCAGUUUCUGGAUAUUUUUGGACAAGUUUGGAACCUGCAGGCAGCCAGUGCGUUUAAGUGACCUUUUUUGCACUGUAAACUAGUUUACAUUUUGAGAGUAGCCAGUGAAUUUUCAGAUUAUACUGCCAUAGGAAAGGAAGAGAUGAUGAUGCUUGAGACAGAAGUGUUGAGACCCCCAGAGCUGCAGCACAGGGAGGAAACAGAUUUGUUCAAAGCAAAGGGAUUGUGCCUGUGCAAUUAACGGAUUUUGUAUUGGAGAAACAUGGAAACUUACUUUAUUUUCUGCGGGUCCACAUUCAGCAGUGAUCAGAACAACUGUAGCACUCACAUUUGAAAUCCACAGUUGUGUGUGUGUGUCUGGGUGUGUUCAUACAGCCCACAGAUGUUGAUGUGCUGUUACGGUGUAUGGUCUUCUAUGGCAGAUGCUAAAUGCAUCCAUUGGCCUAGGUGCUCCCUGUGACUGAAUAAGG
Molecule: messenger RNA, 3100 nt
Organism: Nothoprocta perdicaria
Lineage: Eukaryota; Metazoa; Chordata; Aves; Tinamiformes; Tinamidae
Gene: LDAH
Product: lipid droplet associated hydrolase
Exons: 7
Coding region: 46-1014 (322 amino acids)
Biological process (GO): lipid storage
Cellular component (GO): lipid droplet
Molecular function (GO): lipase activity
Source: RefSeq, a predicted model, not a curated record